Molecule: messenger RNA, 771 nt
Organism: Phanerochaete carnosa HHB-10118-sp
Lineage: Eukaryota; Fungi; Basidiomycota; Agaricomycetes; Polyporales; Phanerochaetaceae
Exons: 4
Coding region: 1-771 (256 amino acids)
Source: RefSeq, a predicted model, not a curated record
AUGGCCAUGACAUCAUUCUCCGUCGAUGCCCUUCAAUCUCAGUGCCUUGUCGGGCUGCUCCUGUCUGUGCGCGACGUCAGAGACAUGUGCGCACCCAUCUUGGAGGGCGGCAUGUACUACAAGCUCGGGGGCAGCACUCGCCGAUCAGCCUGUGACGACGCGGUGCUGUUCGCGCUGUUCGGUCGCCAAGGUAACCUUCGUCGCUCCUCCUGCUUCUUCUUCUGCGUCACCAACCCCCACCUCCGCCAGCUCAUUGCUCGCGCCUUUGGAGACCUGUUAGUAGAAGCGCCGCGUGGGAGUGGGGCCUUGCUACGCGUCUCCCAAGCAGAUGCCUCGACUGCCGGCAGCCCAAUCUCCCUCGCCGCGCUUGAACGAACGCUGGCGGCCGACGGUCGCGUGCCUCGGCUCGCUGUUCUGCCCGUUGGGUCGCCUCUGGCUCUACAGGCGCGGAACGCGAGCCAUCGCCGAUCGAACGCCGUCGUACGCCCUUGGACGAAGCUGAAAACGCGUAGGCUGCGAAUCCAGCCAGCCAUCCCCUUCUAUCGACCCUCUGGCGGCCAUCCACGGACGCUCGGCACGCGCCAGCACAGUCUGGCUAUCGCCCCGCAGCGCACGCGCCGAGCCUCUGCGAAGGGAAAAAAGAAGCUGCUGCGCCCUACUCCAAACACUCGCCGCAUUUUGCGCGCGCUGGAGAGGAAUGCGCACGGUGUAGCCGUGCGCGGUCCUCGUCAGCAUACGCAAUAUGAGGGCCUGCCUCAUGUCCGAGCCUAG